CCACUCCACUCCCCCGGCUCACACGCGCGCCCGCCAUUGCUGCCCCCCUUCGCUUUCUAGCAAGCUCCCCUGUCCCCCUCCACCGCUAGCUAGCUCGCCUAUAUCAUUAUUGCCUCGCACCGCACGCUGCUCUACCCUGCUCUGCUUUGCUCGGCUGCGCUCGAAAGAUGGAGAGGUGGGCGCCGGCGCCGGCGCCGGCGAGGGAGAGGCCCAGGCGGCGGGCCGGCCAGCCGUCCUUCUCGUCCACGCUGCUCGACGCCAUCUGCGACUCCUUGGACGAGCAGCCCGGCGGUGGCGGGGCAGGAACGACGGCGGCCGCGGCGAGAUCGGCUGGGAGCGCCAAGAAGCAGCAGGAGGCGGCCAUGCAUUACUACUACUACAAGCCGUCCUUGGCCGCCAGCCACCGGGCGGCGCCGCCGCCCGCGGACGACUGCUCCGGCCGCGGCUACUUCUCGUCGUCCGAGGUCGAGUACUCCCUCCGCCGCCUCCGUCCCAUCCGUACCUCUGGCGGCGUCGGGGCGGCCUCUGUGGCUCCCGCGGAGAAGCAGCACCAGCAGCAGCCCCCGGCGACGGACAAGGCGAAGGGCGCGAGGAAGCCGGCCGCCGCCUCGGCCCGCGGCGGCUGCCGCAGGCCGGCCUCCCCCGGCGCGCGGCUUGCCAGCUUGAUCAACGCCAUCUUCUCCGGCAAGCGGCAUUCCGCGCGGCAGCACCCGGCUCCGGCGGACGAGGAGCCGGCCUGCUCCACGGCGCCGUCGACCGCGCGCCCCUGCCUCAACAAGACGCCGCCGUCGGCGAGGGCGGCGCGGGCGCGCGCGAGCCGGAGCCGGAUCAGGACCGUGCGGUUCUUGGACAUCGACGGCGAGGUCGCCGUUGCUGCGGCCGCCUCGGGUUGCAGGCGAGUCCCGGUGGUGGAAGUGGAGGACAGCGACGGCGGCGAGGAGAGCAGCGACGCCAGCUCCGACUUGUUCGAGCUCGACAACCUCGCGGCCAUUGCUCCGGCGACCGGUGGCGGCCAUUGCCGUAGAGCGUGCGCUGACGAGUUGCCGGUGUACGGGACAACUGGGGCUGGGCUUCGCCACGACAUUGGCCGCCGCCUUCCGUUCGGGUAUAGCAGCCAUGGUCGGAGUUGUAGCAGGGUUAUUUGAUUAAGAAUACAUAGAGGGUGUUAACUGUAAAGUAAUUUAAUAUAAUGGGUACUUCCUCUUCUUUUUCAAGAA
Messenger RNA from Setaria italica (foxtail millet), 1217 nucleotides. RefSeq names its product protein BIG GRAIN 1-like. The record is from RefSeq and is a predicted model, not a curated record. Gene Ontology annotation, biological process: auxin-activated signaling pathway. The transcript has a single exon. Bases 168 to 1145 code for a protein of 325 amino acids. Lineage: Eukaryota; Viridiplantae; Streptophyta; Magnoliopsida; Poales; Poaceae.